Molecule: messenger RNA, 1728 nt
Organism: Stereum hirsutum FP-91666 SS1
Lineage: Eukaryota; Fungi; Basidiomycota; Agaricomycetes; Russulales; Stereaceae
Exons: 4
Coding region: 399-1514 (371 amino acids)
Source: RefSeq, a predicted model, not a curated record
GGACCUUUGGCGACGGUACCUGGGAGUAGACGUAAGGAUGUUGUAGCCGGAGAUCCUCCAUGUGGUGCCCGAAAAGCGUCCGUGGCGACACUGAGCUCAUACAUAGGGAUCGUCAAGCCUUUGCCGGUCCAAUGUUUGACUUUCGCUCUCUCGCUGUUUCUUCGACCGGCUCCGCUCCUUUCAUCCCACAAGCAUAGCACGCAAAACCUCUCAUUUUGUCCCAGCCUUCUUAACUAUAUACCCUCUCGGGCACUUGUAAACAGUUGGUCAGCCGUCUCAUGAACAAACUCACGCUCUCGAGUGACGAUCAAGACACUAGAUUAUCUCGUUUUACCUCACGUACGGUCGUAGGGAGUGUCAUCAGGCUAUCAUUCCUCGAGUGAUAUGCACUCCGACACAUGGAGCUUACUCUCGAGGCAUACGCUCUAAUAGCAAAGUUAGUAGGGGGUCGAGCAGAUCUUUGCUCUCUUUGUCGGGUCUCUAAAACCUCUCAACUUGCGGCGGAGCGUGCCCUCUACAAUACUAUCCACCUCGCAGAUCCCGAAACAGCCUGCGUCCUGUUCAAUCUCUUCGCCGAACAGCCCCGUGUCUCGCCACUCGUUGUGGCACUAUCGAUUUCCCUUGAAGAUGACGACGAGGCUUCGAACGGUACACCACCGGCCCUACCUUCCGAUUACUGGGAGGUUGUCUCCGGAGGCCUUCAACAUCUCCCGUAUCUUCGAUUCCUUCACAUAUACAUUGACGAUGGUAGCGACCCUCAUAACGCAUGGUGCCUCAACUCAUGCCACUUUCAACUUCAGACUUUCCACUGCGACCUAUCCUGGGACGCGUCACUCGUUACCUUUCUCUCUAAGCAGAACGAGAUCACCGACUUAUACAUCGCCGAUUUUAAUGAAGAUAUCCCCGAAAAUGUAUUACUCAUCCCCCACUCCCUUCGUGGAGCCCGGUCGCUACCUAUCCUACACAAUGUCGAAUGCACCUUCACCGAAGCAGUCGGCGCGCUUGUCCCCGGUCGCCCAGUGACCCGUGUCAAGACAUGCUUCUCUCGCUCUGACAUCGCAGAAAAACGGGCCGAAAUGGCCCUUUUAAUCGCCAACUUACACCUCUCAACCCAAUCCUUGCUGUCAAUCAACGUCGCCGAUUCUUCGUAUACCUCAGCCUUUUCACUCGAGUUCCUUCGGAGCUUGGUAGACGCUAUCAGUCCCGAUCCUGCGCUUCGUUAUUUGGGUGUGCUGGCAUUCCCUGUAGAUAGUAAAGAGCGCUUGAUGUUAUACGGGUAUCUCCGCCGUCUUCCUUAUCUACGAUGCCUUGAGCUCGAGAUAUCCGAAUGGGAUCCGCCACCCCUCACGCCUCUCGCCCAACGUUCUCUCGCAAGAGAACUGCGACUGUACUGCCCCCUGGUCGAGACGGUCAUCUUUACCUUCGACUUUGAGCCCAUGGUACUCAAUGCUGUUGGUGGAACAUGGGAAACUACGCCUGAGAACUAUGCGGACGCCUUGUGGCGAGACUUUUAGACUCCAUCAUGAUUUUAGCGCUAUGUUUAUUGGCUUGCUUUCAUGUAUCAAUAUCUCUCAUCGGUCUGCGCCAGAGCAAAUUGUACAAAUUAGCUAUACCUCUGGUUCGAGGGGCAGUUCGUAUACACCACGGACUCCGCUGUCUUCGUUUGUAUUACUUACCCUGAGUACACGUAAUGUUCACAUCACCUGUGCUUCGCAAUUUGGUUCGCAC